AUCAUACAUAAAAUGGAAGUUAUUGAACUUGUUUCGGAUGAUGAAAUAUCAGAAGAUAACACAAAAGGAAAUAAAAGUUCAAAAAUUUGUAAUACUAAUUGUAUAAACUUUCAAUGUUCUUCUGGAGUGGAUAUGAAAUUAGCACCUUCUUUUGCAUGUGCUUUUUAUGGAGUAAAUACAGAAAAAAAGAAAGAACGUAUGAUAUGUCGAAAGUGUUUUAAUGCUGCUUUAGAACAUCAAAAGCAACUGGUCACAGCUUUUGUGGAUCAUAAGCCAUUAUUAAAAUGUGAAUUUCCAGACCAUACAAUGGAAGUAGAAAUUUCUGACAGUGAUGAUUCAGAUGAUGAAAAAAAGAAAGAUGUAUAUGAUGAAGAAAAAUGUUUACCAGAAGAAAUGCUUAUGGAUAUAGAGGAAAUGUUAGAUUGCACAUUAAAUAGUAUUUUCAAAAAGUAUGAUGUUGAUUAUCAAAUUAAGCAAGCCCACAAUAUACUGAAAGAUCGAUGGAAUAAAUUAGAUGAACAAAAUGAUGUCCUGGAUAAAACAGUCAAAGGUUUAAUGCGUACUAUGGAUACAUUACGUAAUAAUUUAUAUGAUGAAUUCAGGCCACAAAUUCAAAUGCGGCAAGAGCUUCAAAUAGAUGAUGGAUAUGUAGACAAUAUUCUUUAUCCAUUAGUGGCAACAAAAAAAGUUACUCAAAUAAGAGUUCCUCCAUCUUCAAUGUUACAAGACAGUCAACCAGAAAUUUUACCAAUUGAACAAGAUAAUAGACAAGUUGUGGUUUUGGAUUUACCUCCAAUUGGUCCAAUUGUGAGAGCACAAAUAGAUGUGGAAAGCAUUGUGUACAUUAUGAAACAUCCACUUAUGCCAUGGAUUAAAGGAAAGGUGCAAACUAUACUUUUAAGAACUCCUUUGCAUUGUCGUGUAAAAUUAUUACAAAAAAAGUAUAAUUCUGUUAUUAAAUCAGUUUCUGGUAAGCAAAUUGCAGCUGCUGUAACUAGUCAAGUAAUAAUUCCAGUUGGUACACGAGUAGUUGCAGUGUUUAAAGAUGUUUCAUCUAGUAAUUUCUACAGUGGAGUUAUAGCUGAACCACCAAAAGCUACAAAUAAAUAUAGAUACUUGAUAUUCUUUGAUGAUGGAUAUGCUCAAUAUGUUGAGCAUAAACAUAUUUAUUUAGUCGCUGAAUCUUCCUCUAAGGUUUGGGAAGAUAUACCUAAUGAAUCUCGUGAUUUUGUGAAGAAAUAUAUUGAAACAUACCCUGAAAGGCCAAUGGUAAAAUUACAAACAGGACAAGUAGUAAAAACAGAAUGGAAUGGUAAAUGGUGGAUUGCAAGAGUAGUUCAACUUGAUGCAAGUUUAGUACAAAUGCACUUCGAUGCUGAUGGAAGAACAGAAUGGAUCUACAGAGGUUCUGCUAGAUUAGGUCCUCUAUAUCUCGAACUUUUAAAAGCCAAUGCUAGGCAACAAGGACAUCAUGCAUCUGUUAAUACUCCGAGUCGACAUCGAUUACCUGCUGUUUCUAAUAAGAGUAAUUUACCUUAUGUAGAAUAUACGUCUAAUAUAGAAUCUGAAGAAGAAAGGCUUUCUCAGCUAGAAAAAGAACAAAAUACAGUAAAUGAAACUACAAAUACGUUUACGUCAAAUGUACCGCAGCAAUCACGUGCUGUUGCUAGAAAAAGUACUAGUAAAAAGCAAAGUAUUGUGGAUACAAGUCCCUAUAAUCUUACUACAGAAACAAAACCUUCUCAUAGCAUUGUUUAUUAUCAAACACAGAACAAAAUUCAAACAAAAAAAUUUGUUCCACAUAACUGUGGUCCUCAGUGUGUUCAAGGAAUAUCCUUUACACCUGAUGAUUUAAGGGGUUAUUCACCUCUUUCAAUACCAUUACUUUGUGGUUGGAAUAGACAACUUUGUAAAUAUCCAAAAGGCAAAAAAAUUACAUUAUACCAAGCUCCAUGUGGUAUCAGGUUACGAAAUAUGGAAGAGUUACAUCAGUAUCUUCGCAAAACUGGUAGUCCAAUGUCAGUUGAUUUAUUUGAUUUUGAUUACUGGGUGCAUUGUCUAGCAGAAUUUGUCUUGGAUAAGUGUUUUAUCAAUAUAAAGGACCUUAGUUAUGGUGUAGAAAAUGUACCGAUACCAUGCGUCAAUGAAUUAGAUCACACUCAACCAGAUACCAUUAGGUAUAGCACUCAAAGGGAACCAACAGAAGGAGUUAAUCUUAAUUUAGAUCCCAAUUUUCUGUGUAGUUGCGAUUGUGAAGAUGAUUGUCAAGACAAAACAAAAUGUCAGUGUUGGCAAUUAACAAUACAAGGUGCUACUCUUGGAGGAAGAGUACCAAAUACAUCUGUGGGUUAUGUAUAUAAACGUUUGCCAGAGCCAGUUACAACUGGAAUUUAUGAAUGCAAUUCUGGGUGUAAAUGUGCUAUAAAAACUUGUUUGAACAGAGUGGUUCAACAUCCAUUAACAUUGAAAUUACAAGUGUUUAAAACAGCUCCUCGAGGCUGGGGUAUACGAUGUCUAAAUGAUAUUCCUCUUGGAUCUUUUAUUUGUAUAUAUGCUGGUAGACUACUUACAGAACAGGGUGCUAAUGAAGGUGGUAAAAACUAUGGAGAUGAAUAUUUAGCUGAGUUAGAUUAUGUUGAAGUAGUAGAAAGUAUUAAGGAAGGUUAUGAAAGUGAUGUUCUUGAACCAGAAAUGCCAUUAUCUACACCAGAAAAUAAAAAAAAAUCAGUGACGAGUGACGAUGAAGAUAAUACGAAAACAAAUGCAAAUGAUUCGGACGAAGAUUUUAAUAUUAGUAAAUAUGUAAACUUCAACGUAGAUUCUACAGAGCCAUCUUCCAUUAGAAAAAGGUUAAGAAAACGAAAACGAGAUGAUGCUAAUCAAGAUGGAUCUGAAGAAAAUAGCGAAGAUGGAAGCGCUACUAAAAUUUCCGAAAACAUUACAAAGUCUUCUACUAAUGAAAAUCGUUCGAAUGAUCAAGAUGCAAUCACUAUAAGUGAUGAAGAAGAAAAUAGAAGUGGUAGACGCGAACCAAGUAGAUUUGAUCCAACAGUGGAACCAACGCAGAUAGAAAGACCUAAAUUUAAAUCAGUAAGAGAUUUCUUUGGAGUAGAUGAAGCUGUUUAUAUAAUGGAUGCUAAAACAACUGGAAAUAUUGGACGUUACCUAAACCAUUCAUGUGAUCCAAAUGUUUUUGUACAAAAUGUAUUUGUUGAUACACAUGAUGUAAGAUUUCCAUGGGUGGCAUUCUUUGCUUUAAAUUAUAUAAGAGCUGGUCAAGAAUUAACAUGGAAUUACAGUUAUGAUGUUGGAAGUAUACCAGGUAAAGUUAUCAUAUGUAAGUGUGGUGCAUCUAAUUGCAGAGGUCGACUUUUAUAAUGUAUGAAAUAUUUUAUAUAGAACUAAUAAAAUUUAAUUAAUA
Messenger RNA from Eufriesea mexicana, 3421 nucleotides. RefSeq names its product SET domain bifurcated histone lysine methyltransferase eggless (gene egg). Lineage: Eukaryota; Metazoa; Arthropoda; Insecta; Hymenoptera; Apidae. Gene Ontology annotation, cellular component: nucleus. Gene Ontology annotation, molecular function: histone H3K9 methyltransferase activity; DNA binding; zinc ion binding. Gene Ontology annotation, biological process: heterochromatin organization; negative regulation of gene expression. The transcript is spliced from 13 exons. The record is from RefSeq and is a predicted model, not a curated record. Bases 13 to 3378 code for a protein of 1121 amino acids.